Molecule: messenger RNA, 1812 nt
Organism: Cokeromyces recurvatus
Lineage: Eukaryota; Fungi; Mucoromycota; Mucoromycetes; Mucorales; Mucoraceae
Exons: 10
Coding region: 45-1514 (489 amino acids)
Source: RefSeq, a predicted model, not a curated record
GAUAACUAUACAAUACAUAAAUUUCUUUACUUUAAUAAACAAAUAUGGAAACCAAUUAUAAACACAAAUACUUGGAAUUUAAAGAAAGAAAUGAGCAGCAAUUACUAGAAAUAAGAAAAAUUGAAUCGCAAAUCGCUAAAGUGCAACAUCAAAUUGACAGUAAACGAAAAUCGAUAUUAAGGAUAAAAGAAACUGAGUCUUAUUACGGCAAACUGUUACAUGAACAUAAAAUAAAGUAUCAAAAGAAAACUAUUAAUAAAGAAAUAACGUCAGAUCUUGCUACAGUAGAGGAACCUGUUUUUUAUACAGGUAAACGUGAUCUCCUUCAGGUUUUAUCAGCUACACCUGAGGUAAUCCUUAAAAAGAUAAUAGCUUUGAUUGAACAACAAUACAGUACACAAAAUUUAGCCUCUUCAGAAGAAAUUACUCAGAUCAAAAUUCUUCUUGAUCGAUUAUCUGAUGAGCAUAGCACAUUUUGGAACAAAUAUAUUGAUGAAUGGAUCAAAGAAAUGAAAGAAGUUACUGUAAUUGAUAAAGACGAAAUCAAAAAUAUGAAAAAAGAAUUGGAGCUUGAAACAAGAGAGGCAGAAAUGAAUAUUGUUCGACGUAUUAAAGAACUUCAUUCAGAUCCUAAUGUUCAAGCAGCAUUAAUAAAGAAUAUUAGAAUAAAAGCAGCAAAUCAGCAAGCUAAUGUUGAAUUACAAUCAACAAUCAAUCAAAUUGAAGAUAUAAAAAAAAGUAUUGAUUUGGCGAAGAAAAGCCUUAAUAUGGAUACAUUAAAGGCUCAUAUUGAUAACUUGCUGAAUGAUUUAGAUAAAAGACAAUCAGAAGUGCAAUCUUUAUUGGCGACGAAUGACGAGUUUCGUAAGGUUUUAAUCAAAAAAAGUCUUCAGCGGCAAGAAGAGGCUCAAAGUGACUCAAAGGAGCUAAUUGAUAGAAUUAAAAAAAUCAAAUCAAAUGUUCAUAUUAAAACUUCAAGUUCAAGUUCAACUUCAGCAAAUCAGUCUAUUAUUAGCGAUACUUUAGGCGAUAUUUGUAAUCUUAUUAAUCCUUAUUCUUCAAUAUCAAUAAAUCAAGCUCUUUUAGAAAUUUCAAAUACAAUAGAUUUAGUAAAUGAUUUGUCAAAGGAAAAUGUAUCAGAAAUAUGUGUAGAUAUUAGACUAAAAUUAGAAAACUUAUUCAACAAAUGGUGUCUUUUGCUUGAAAAACAAAAUAUUUCUGUACCAGAAGAUGUAGCUGAAAAUCAUGAUGGCAUUGAUAAAAUAAUACAAUCUGUAGAUGCAUUACGAAUGCAUAUUCAAAAUGAAGAGCAAAAUUAUAUACAAAAACAGGAGCACAUAAUAGAGGCUAAAUUGAGUGAAGCUGAUGAAAUACAGGAAGAAAUCAAGCAUACAAAAGAGUCAUUAAAAGAAAGGGAAUUACUGAAGCAUAUUGGUAGCAAUUAUAUACUUCAAUCUAAAAAUUUUAAUCAAUGGCUGCAAGCACUUCAAAUAAAAGAUAACAAGUAUACAUAGUUGAAAAUAUUCUUUAAUCAAAAAUGCUACCGCCUUUAAUUUCGGCUUUAUCUUUUCUUUUUCCUUUAUGUUUAAGAUUAUUCCUACGAGCACCUCUAUUGUUUUGUCUAUUUGAUUGACUCUUAAGGCUGCGUGCAACUCUGUCUUUAACUUCUUCUUCUUUCGACUUCUUCACUGAUUUUUUAACUUUUACAUCGCGGAACGCUUUGAAAUCACGAUUAUUUAAUUUUUCAAUCUUUUCACUUCGUUUUGCUAAUUCUGCUUCUUCAUUUAACUCUUCACUAUUGGAGGAUUCAUA